UUUUUAUUUUAUGCUCAAUUACGUUGAGAAAUGCAUUUUGCAACUGUUUUGAUCUCAGCGCGGGAAACAGACGCGCGUAAACAGACAUGACGUCAGACGUGUUGUGACGUUAUAAAGACGCAUGCAACAUAAAGUUCCAUUUUGUUUUAUAUUUUGCUGCAUAACGGUAUGAAAUUCUCUUUAAGUAAAAUAAUUUGAAUCGAGAAAUAUAUUAUGAAGAACAAAGUGCGAUUAUAAUGUUCAUCCUGUUUUAAGCAAAUAAUUUAAAAUUCUAUUUCGUUGAGAAAUAAAAUUUCGUCUAAAAUGAGUAUGUACUUCGCGCAUGCAUCAGUGUGGUUCCGCUUCAUGGCGCAUACAUUCUACGCGUAGCGUUGACAAUUUCUAAAAUCGCCGAUAUUUCCACGACUUUCACCCGUAGGGUGAUAUUUAUGGUGUGGAUUUUGAGUGUUCAAUUUAUAAAUCGUGCGUGGCACGUUAAUUUUGCAAACUUUUCUAUAUUCAGUGAUAUUUUUUGUGUUAUUUUCACUGCACGUGGUGCGGUACACUUAGUGUCAUUAGUUUUCACGAUAUGGCCGACUCGGCAAAAGACUCGAAAUCCGAGAAAAAAGGACACGAAAAUACUAAAAACAAAUCUAGUUCCUCUAAGGGUAAAGCGCCUUUGAAAAAAGUAGCCGAUGGUGGAAAUAACAGUGUUCCCGAUGAUUUUUCAACUCGGAAAAAUCUACAAGAAAGUGCAAUUCUUGAAUGUCUUAAAUCUCUUCAUUCUUCUCAGACUGCCUUGGUGAAACGUAUUGAUGAUAUCGAAAAAUCUUUCGAUUACAGUGAGGAUUAUGAUUUUUUUGACGAAGGUUUAGACUUUCGUGACAGUGGUAAUGCACCACCUGCUAAAAGAUUUCGGACGGAGUCCGACCAUGAUUCACAGACAUCAGCUUGUGGCAGUGAUUUAAAUAGCACAUCAGUCAGCAGAUUUUCUAGCCUAGUUAACAAAUUCAAACUAACUGAAACAACCAGCUCGGAUGUUGACUCUGUGUUGGCAGAUAAUGUUUUUAAAUUGUUCAGAAAAGGCAUGAGUGAGGAACAUUUUGAUAAAAUGACAAAAGACGAGAGCUCAGCUCGGCCUUCAAAUUGUGAGGCACUUAGUGAAGUAAGACUGAAUAAGUUAAUUUGGGACGUAGUUUCAAGUAGAGCCCGAACAAACGACAAAAAACUUCAAAACAUUGAAAAAUCUAUUGUAAAAGCUGGUGUUUUCCUCAUCAAGACCAUGGAUAGAGCUGCAAAAUUUGAGAAAGUUCUGACUGAAAAUGAUAUGACUGAUGUUGAUAUGACUGGCUUAAUAGAAGGCUGCAAUGAUGCACUAGCUUUGAUUGGCCAUGCCAAUUACCAAGUCAAUAUGGCACGAAGGGACUUUUUAAGACAUGAACUUCGAGCAGAAUAUACCCACUUGUGCUCUCAUUCGCUGCCCUUCACAUCAGAGCUCUUUGGCGAUGACGUUUCAAAGACUGCCAAAGAAAUUGAAGAUUGCAACAAAAUGGGCAAUAGAAUGCACCAGAGUCAGUUUGUAAGAGGCAGAUACAGAGGACGUGGCCAGUUUAGAGGCCAGUUUCGUGGUGGUCGUCGACCAGCCUAUGGUUAUGGUAGAGGUCAACCCAGAUUUGGCCAAUCAGUCGAGCCAAAAAACUUGGUUCGCAGAGGAGCAAGGAAAUAAACACCAAUCAGUGUAAUCGGUCGCUGCGUUUGGAAGAUCCAACAAGACCAGGCUCAAGCAAUAAUAAUUGUACCACUAUGGACAACCCAAUCGUGGUUCCCUGUUGUUAUGAAAAUGCUGACAGACAAACCAAGAGUAAUUCCCAAAAGCAAAACUCUACUGAAAAUCCCACAUUCAGACCAAAUUCAUCCUCUGUGGAGAAAAACGAAUAUGAUAGCUUGUCGUGUAUCAGGAACUCUUUCCGAAGCAGAGGUCUUUCUAGCAAGGCAACCUCUAUACUCCUUGCAUCAUGGCGACAGUCGACUAGAAAAGGAUACAAAUCAUACAUUAACAAGUGGCUUCUUUUCUGUAGUCAACAAAAGGUUAGUGAAACAUCUCCCUCUGUGAAUAACAUAAUUGAAUUCUUGACGUAUCUAUAUGAUAAGGGUCUAAGAUAUAGUGCCCUUAAUACAGCCAGGUCAACUUUAUCCGCAUUGGGAAUCAGCAUAGAGUCUUUUUCUGCCGGUCAGCAUCCUUUGGUAAUACGCUUCCUGAAGGGAAUAUACAACAUCAGGCCGCCACAGGCACGUUAUUCUAACAUUUGGGAUGUAAAUUUGGUACUACAAUACCUAAGAAAAUUGUCUCCAGUAAGAACUUUAACUCUCAAGGACUUAACAUUAAAAUUGGUUACCUUGAUGGCUCUUACAAAUGCAGCCCGUGUACAUAGUUUACAUUUACUGACUAUCAGCUCUCUAAGUAAGACGAGCUCUGAAUUUGUCAUAUAUUUUGAGGGAUUACUUAAGCAAAGUCGUCCAGGUGAACAGUUCUCAUUCAUGCAUUUUAA
This is a messenger RNA of Mercenaria mercenaria, 2528 nucleotides long. RefSeq lists its product as uncharacterized. Bases 569 to 1705 code for a protein of 378 amino acids. Lineage: Eukaryota; Metazoa; Mollusca; Bivalvia; Venerida; Veneridae. The transcript is spliced from 2 exons. The record is from RefSeq and is a predicted model, not a curated record.